Messenger RNA from Emericellopsis atlantica, 1710 nucleotides. RefSeq lists its product as uncharacterized. Bases 1 to 1710 code for a protein of 569 amino acids. The record is from RefSeq and is a predicted model, not a curated record. The transcript is spliced from 6 exons. NCBI's taxonomy places the organism in Eukaryota, Fungi, Ascomycota, Sordariomycetes, Hypocreales, Bionectriaceae.
AUGGCGCCCCUGGAUAUUGUCUGCGCCGGCUGGUCUCCUGACAACACGGCUUGCCAGAAAGAUGGACGUUUCACCUGCAAGAAUUGCAAGCUCGUCCUGUACUGCGGUCCAACAUGCCAAAAAUCCCACUGGGCGUCUCACAAGACAGACUGCAAGUCGUGCCUUGGCAAGGAAACAUGGCAGCCCGACUGGGUCCUGGAGUCGCGAAAACCGGCUUUUGUAGGAGACGACUCGCUGGUGAGCCAGUUUGGAGGAAAAACGUACGUCUGGGGCAACAUGCCUGCUUUUGAUGUCUUAAAGCUUGGCUCCAACGAGGGCGUCGACUACAAGGGCCCCCUGAAUCUUUUGUUUGCUGCAUCUGGGGAUCUUCGAAACUUUGUGAAGACUAUGACCCAGCUUCCCGCCGGGUACAAUGGGGUCGUUGCUGCGACGUUGAAUGAUCGCGAACUUGAUGUUGUGGCUCGCAAUGCCAUCAUGCUUCUCAUAGCCUUUGUGAUCGACAACGUCGAGGAGGCGGUCGACUGUAUCAUGCACGUCUGGUACUCUGCUCUCAUCCGAAAGUCUCAUCAGGAGAUUCUUCAUCAGCGAGUCCGACCACUAGUCAAAGAGGUUUGUGACAAGACAAAGACCAAGGACCCGACGAGCGUGUUGGGGAAGACAUGGCAGUUUGGUCAUCACACUCUGAGGCUUGUGCUUGCAAAGUCAGCGUGGGACGGCCUCCUGUCGUAUCUGGAUGUGCCAUCAGGUUUGAAAGUCGACGAUGCGAGCCGGAUCCGCCGAGCUGUAACCCUGGCUGAGGCUAGACGGGAUCAUCGGGAUAGGCAUUUGCUGUUUCACUCGCAAUUCCAUCGAGUCGCGAAGCUUCGGUACUGGGAAGACGGUAUCAUGCUCCCAUUUGGGUCACACCGUGAUGAUUUCGUCGAGCCGAACCCGACUCUCUUCCAGGCUGCUGACGCAUGGCCUCUGAGUGAUAGUGCCGACCCUCUCAACGGAUGGCUCUUGAGUGAUGUUGACGCCACCUCGAGCGGACCUGCGACCAACGACAUAUAUGGUAAGCUCUUCUACCAUGUACGCGACUUGCUGGGGUCAUUUCUUCGUCGUCUGUCUGCCGUCAAGGCAACUCUUCGGGUCCUGCAGGUCAACGCCCUCGAGCUUCCCGACUAUCUUGAACUGGACUCCUUCGAUCGAAUUGAGGUGUCGAAUAUCUCGGAUCGUGGCUAUAUUGGACCGCAUCGUACAGUGGCGCUCAUGGUGCCUCUGCUCCAAACACCCGCAGCGAACCCGAACGCGACCCUCAUCACGCUAUUUAUGAACAUUAUUGCCGAAACAAUGACUCCCGAAGACGAAGUAGCCGGCAUGGCCAAAGGAAGCAAGUCAACCAAACAAUUGCUCAAGUACUUGCAGCCACCAACUGCAUUAUCUACCGGGAGCGAUAGCAUGGAAUCCUUCAUGAUGAAGUCCAUGGCGGCCCAUGAUUUCGUGACAUCCUAUGACCGUUACUUCGACCGUGUUGUGAAGGAAUUGGAGUUCGCUAAAUUGGCAACACUCUGCGGGGCCGCCAUGAAGGACAGGCACACAGUCAUCGAGAAGUGGCCGUACAGACUGAAGCUCAAGCCUGGUCAACCGGGGGCACAGGAGGAGUUUGAUAGGGCGCUCUGUGGAAGUCCGACGAGCAAGGAGCGCUAUGUCGAGUGGCAGAGAAUCGAGUAA